Funneliformis caledonium is the source of this 282-nucleotide messenger RNA. NCBI's taxonomy places the organism in Eukaryota, Fungi, Glomeromycota, Glomeromycetes, Glomerales, Glomeraceae. The record is from the annotation of a GenBank genome assembly.
AUGAAAUAUUGUAGGAUCAUCGAUAAUGAACAACAAAAACUUACAGAAAUAUGUCGGAUCAAAGAGAAGGAACCUUUUGGAAGGUCCGAGAUAAAGAUAGCUGGGAAUUUCGGGAUCAAUGAAAAUGAUGAAGUAUAUUUUUCCAAAAAGUCUCUGAAUAGAUCAUUACAAAAAAUUAAUAAUGGAAUAUCACAAAAUCGUGAUUGUCAUAUUGGACGCAAAGAGCUUGAAGCAUUGAUAGAAAUUUUCACUAAAGCAAUGGAGGCUGAUAAAUUUCUUUGA